AUGGCGCUGGACGACGUCGCACGGCCGCUGGGCGCGGAGCGCGCGGGCGAUCAGACGGUGUGGCGCGACGCCGAUGCCGCGCUCGCCGCCGCUUGCGCCGAGCUGCAGUCGGGCGAGUUACUGCAUGGCGAAUCUUUCAGUCUCUUCGAAGCCAUGGCCGCCCUCCAGAUGAUGGAUCCCAAGAUGGACGCAGGCAUGGGGGGGGCCAAGGGGGGAGGCGGGGGGAAAAUCGGGGGGGAAGGAGGGGGCGCAGAGGGGGCGAGGGGGGAGGUGGAGAGUGUGGGGGAGGCGAUGGAGCGAGGGCUGCUGCCGCUGCCUCUGCCAGCGCACCGCAUUGUGGACCUCUCGAGGGGGGAGGUGGAGAGUGUGGGGGAGGCGGUGGAGCGAGGGCUGCUGCCUCUGCCAGCGCACCGCAUCGUGGACCUCUCCCCCUCCCGCUCCUGUCCUCUGUCAGCCCAUUGCAUCGUGGACCUUUGUAACGCACUGCUGUGUGCUGAGGUGUGCUGUUUGCAAUUGUCCUGCUGCCCUGCAAAACGCUGUGCUGCUGGUGCCCCCCCGUGCCGUCUCCUUCCCCGCUUCCUUCUUCCAAUCCUCGCCACUCCCACUGCCACGUGGCACAGCGGUCACAGCCUACCCCAAACCGUAUUCACCUGCGCCUACCUGCUGUUGCCCCCGCUCGCCGCCCCUCCCGCCUGCACGCCCUCCCCCUCCCCCUCCCUCUCCUCCUCGCCGCUGCUGUUGGCGCUGCUGUCCGCUGUCCUCGCCAGUGUCAACAGUGUUCGCUCCGCUGCAUGCUGGACACACCAGCGUGAGCGUGCGAUCUGCCGCCUGCUGGACGCACCAACGCGAGGUGAGUCGCUCACUGCCCUUGCAGUAUGCCCCUGCGUGUGUGCUGCUGGCGCUGCUGUCUACCGUCCUCGCCAGUGUCAACAGCGUGCGCUCCGCUGCCUGCUGGGCACACCAACGCGAGUCUUUCCUCAGCCCCCUUUUACCCUAGCCCUCCUCUUCUUGCCCUCCCAGUCGGGGGCCUGCCUCUGGAGGGACGAGCGUAAUUUUUCACACCCCCCCCUAUUCCCCCUCUAA
Molecule: messenger RNA, 1083 nt
Organism: Closterium sp. Naga37s-1
Lineage: Eukaryota; Viridiplantae; Streptophyta; Zygnematophyceae; Desmidiales; Closteriaceae
Source: the annotation of a GenBank genome assembly